Messenger RNA from Saccostrea cuccullata (small rock oyster), 947 nucleotides. RefSeq names its product heterogeneous nuclear ribonucleoprotein 87F-like. The transcript is spliced from 2 exons. The record is from RefSeq and is a predicted model, not a curated record. Lineage: Eukaryota; Metazoa; Mollusca; Bivalvia; Ostreida; Ostreidae. Bases 1 to 870 code for a protein of 289 amino acids.
AUGCAUCUGAUCCCAGCAUUACUGGCACUAUGCUGGCUUGGAUAUAGCGAAGCUACAUUUCCGGGGUGGCAGACCCGGGACGAAUGCCCACAACUAAACUGUCCACGCAUUUACAUUCCACCAGAAUGUCGCCAAUCGGAUUACACGUAUGUUAGAGGAAGACGGUGUCCAGCCUGCGACAUAGAUCUCUGUCGAAGAGACAGCCGCGGCAACAGCAGAGACAGAUGGGACAGCAACCGCGGUGGGAGUGGGAACAAUUGGGACAACAACCGCGGUGGUGGCGGUGGAAAUUGGGAUAACAACCGCGGUGGUAGCAGAGGAAACUGGGAUAACAACCGCAGUGGCGGCGGCGGCGGUGGUAGUGGUGGAAAUUGGGACAACAACCGCGGUGGUGGUGGUGGUGGAAACUGGGAUAACAGCCGUGGUGGAAGCUGGGACAACAGAGACUUUACCAACCGUGGGAGAAAUAUGGAACGCGGUGGCCAAUGGGACUCUAACCGCGGCGGCAGGAACGUUGAUACAACUAGAAGUGGAAGUAUUACUUUCGAUAGAACGAGGGGUGGCGUUUCCUGGGAUAACGAACGUAACAGAAACCGAUGGGAUAACAACAGGGGCGGAUCCUUUGACAGUAACCGCAGUAGCUCUCGUUCACGCUUCGAUGACCGCCAAGGAAACUGGGAUAGCAACAGAGGAAAUUCAGGUGGUUCAGGAUUUGAUCGCAGAGGAGAUAAUCGAAGAACUGGCGGAAAUCAAUGGGACUCAAACAGGAACGACUUUGGAAGGGGUGGUAGCAGGUUUGAUGGUCCCUCAGGUCCAUCUGGAUCUGGAUCGGGAUCGGGAUCCAGUCGAAAUGAUCGUCCAAGAUUUUAACUAUAAUUUGAUUUUUAAUUUCUAUUUUUUACCUUUAUUACUAUUGAGAGAUUUUCUUGUGUAUUGUAUAUGUUUUA